This is a messenger RNA of Monomorium pharaonis (pharaoh ant), 2060 nucleotides long. RefSeq names its product enhancer of split mgamma protein. The coding region runs from base 951 to 1835 and encodes 294 amino acids. Gene Ontology annotation, cellular component: nucleus. The transcript is spliced from 5 exons. The record is from RefSeq and is a predicted model, not a curated record. NCBI's taxonomy places the organism in Eukaryota, Metazoa, Arthropoda, Insecta, Hymenoptera, Formicidae. Gene Ontology annotation, biological process: regulation of neurogenesis; regulation of transcription by RNA polymerase II; anterior/posterior pattern specification. Gene Ontology annotation, molecular function: DNA-binding transcription factor activity, RNA polymerase II-specific; RNA polymerase II cis-regulatory region sequence-specific DNA binding; protein dimerization activity.
AGUUUAUUGUUUCUUUUUAUUAUUCUUACAUUUUAAAUUAUUUUCACUCAUAAAUUCAACAUUUUCGAAAGAGAUACGAUCUUUUGAAGCAUGUUACAAAAAAGCUUAUAAUAUAUUAAUUUGUUAUUAAUAAAAGAUUUAAUAUAACAGGCGCCUUAAAGAUCGCGCUACAAUUUUCAAUGUUUAUUUGCAUUAACAAAAAAUCUUUUAAGUGGUACACAUAUGGCAACUCUCUCCUAUAUAAAGGAUCUCGCGCGACCGUCGUGAGAAAGCUUGAUAAAAUUGAUUCGGCAAUGCCGUUGAACUAUAUUGACUUUGAAUUAUUCUCUCAUGUGCAGCCUCUCGUGUUUUUGUCAGCCCAUCGAUACGCGCGGUUGCUCGUGCGCGCGCGCGCACGCUGGUGUGGGUAGACGCAGCACACAGCGAAGCAUUUGGAGCGACCUUCCUAUCCAAAGUAGCUUCUCCGGAGGGUUCGUAGCCGGGUGAGGGUAGCCUGUGCCGGAAUGGCAGGCGGAGAGCAUCGAGUCAGUUGGUGUAGAGACCUCACCAAGUGCACCCGCCUGCGUGUCUAAUGUCAGCCGGUCCCGUCCGGGACCUGUCAAUCCGCUCGGCGUGUCGUCGGUAUACACGCGUUACCUGAUAUUUCGUUCAUUUACAUUCCGACACGGGAGACGUGAAAUGUCGCGGCAAGACGCCGUAGGGGCAAAUCAGUUCGUGAUAUGAUCGGACUGUUUGGCAAAAGUCUCGUCGGGGAGUCGACAAUACCGUCGCACGCGCCGUUCCGUGCGGCUUUGUCCAUUCGUUAAACGGGAUAAACAAAACGCGCGCAACGGGAUUCAACGUUUUACGCGUUUUCAACGACGGCGGUUCAAAUGGCUAUUUCCGAUUGCUGACCGGCUGCCGUUGGUGCCGUCAGUUUUGACGAAGUUUUCAGUUUCUUUCCUGGAUUUAUGUCUUUUCCGCCUGCAAUGAUGUCGUACGAUUAUCCCCACCCGGUCUCGAGAACGUACCAGUACAAGAAGAUAACAAAGCCGCUUUUGGAAAGGAAGAGGCGCGCGCGGAUAAACCGUUGCCUCGACGAGCUCAAGGAUCUCAUGGUGGACGCGCUGGAGACUGAGGGCGAAAACAUCAGUAAGCUGGAGAAAGCGGAUAUCCUCGAGCUGACGGUGCGUCAUCUGCAGAAGCUGCAAGCGUCGCGGCCCUCUGGGUUAUCUGCGACGUUCGCGAGCGGCGACGAAAUUUCCGCGGAGAGCCGCUGGCAGUCCGGCUUCGGGCAUUGCGCGGCAGAAGCCUGCAGAUUUCUCUCGUCUCUCCCAGGUGAAGCCGCGGAGAGGCUGGCGAGACACCUCGCAGCUGGUCUCCAAACGGGCCGGCAAACAAAUUCACCGCCGAAAGCCAACCUGUUAUCGCCUACCCUGGCCAAUCUAGAUCGCAUCGCCAACGUCGUGGCAUCUUGUCCUGUCGGCACCUCCGGCGAAAUUGACUCAGCGAUACUCUCCACGAACACGUCGCCGAUAAUAUCCUCGCAUCACGCUGAUAAAAUUGUCAGCGCGACCCGCGACGCGGACGCGUUGACGACGACCGUCGUCGCUUCCACGCCUCAAUGCCGAGUUUCGAUGUCGCUCGUCAACGGCGAUGAGAAAUUAUCAGUAAAUUGCAGUGCCAAACCGAAGAGUCUGAGGGAUCGGCAGCCACCGACGAUGGGGACGACAACGACGACGACAACGACAACGACGACGAGGAAUAAGACUAAUGAGCCCCAUGAUGCCGAUGACGAUGAAGAAAUCGACGUUGAGCGCGUAGAUGAUCGCGAUCCGAUGUGGAGGCCGUGGUAAAUGCAAAAAGAAACUUUGUAAAGAAACAAUGAUAUGCAUUCCUUGUACAGAUUAUCUGGGAAGUUAUUUUACUUUAACUAUGUGUGAUAUAUAUUUUUGGAAAAGAUAUAUAUAUAUAUAUAAAGAUAUAUCUUUUCGGAGAAAAUUAUUUUCUUCUUAAUGAGAAACUGUUAAGGCAUAGCAUAUUUCGUUUGUUGAUUGAAAAUAAAAAACAUGCGAAAUUUA